AUGGUGCCCCACCCAGGCCUCAACGGGCUGAACGGCGACCUGGGUGGCUACUCCUCCCUACACAACCUCUCUCCUGCUGCCGCCGCUGCAGUCGUGGCCUACGGACGAUCACAAGCGGUACUCUAUUCUCCUACCUCAACUCACAACAUGUGGUACUCUAUUCUCCUACCUCAACUCACAACAUGUGGUACUCUAUUCUCCUACCUCAACUCACAACAUGUGGUACUCUAUUCUCCUACCUCAACUCACAACAUGUGGUACUCUAUUCUCCUAACUCAACUCACAACAUGUGGUACUCUAUUCUCCCAACUCAACUCACAACAUGUGGUACUCUAUUCUCCUAACUCAACUCACCUCAACUCACAAACAUGUGGUACUCUAUUCUCCUAACUCAACUCACAACAUGUGGUACUCUAUUCUCCUACCUCAACUCACAACAUGCGGUACUCUAUUCUCCUACCUCAACUCACAACAUGUGGUACUCUAUUCUCCUAACUCAACUCACAAUAAACGGUACUCUAUUCUCCUAACUCAACUCACAACAUGCAAAUAUCCACCAUCUUAUUAGUGUCACUCAAUCUUCUUUCAUUGGCACAAAUUAUAAAGGGGUUGGGCAAUGUUUGAGCAAUAUCAAAAUCAAAUCACAUUGUAUUUGUCACGUGCUCCGUAAACAACAGGUGUAGACAUUACUUCCUGAUUCAGAGAUAGGAAAGAUAAUAAUGAAGAUGUUGUUAUUCAACACCAGGGACACUCUGGAUGAAUCCAACGGACACAUCUGGGAUUGGCGGAUGCCAAGAGAACGCUACCUGCCCCAAUGCAUAGUGCCAACUGUAAAGUUUGGUGGAGGAGGAAUAAUGGUCUGGGGCUGUUUUUCAUGGUUCGGGCUAGGCCUCUUAAUUCCAGUGAAGGGAAAUCUUAACGCUACAGCAUACAAUGACAUUCCAGAUUAUUCUGUGCUUCCAACUUUGUGGCAACAGUUUGGGGAAGGCCCGUUCCUGUUUCAGCAUGAAGAGCACAAAGCGAGGUCCAUACAGAAAUGGUUUGUCGAGAUCGGUGUGGAAGAACUUGACUGGCCUGCACAGAGUCCUGACCUCAACCCCAUCGAACACAUUUACAUUUACAUUUACAACAUUUAGCAGAUGCUCUUAUCCAGAGCGACUUACAAAUUGGUGCAUUCACCUUAUAGCCAGUGGGAUAACUGUCACGAUCGUCUAAUGAGGGAGACCAAGGCGCAGCGUUGCGAGUGAACAUAUUCUAUUUAUUAAAUGCUCACACGAACAAAACAAUAAACAACGAAUGCGUGACGUCUAUGGUACAACACGAACACACACAAACAAAAUCCCACAACCCGAAAGAAAAACAGACAGAAUAAAUAUGGCUCCCAAUCAGAGACAACCAGCCGACAGCUGACACUCGUUGCCUCUGAUUGGGAGUCACACCGGCAAACAUAGAAAAUAGACAACCUAGAACACCCACCAAAGAAACAGAAAACAUAGAAUGAACACACCCUGGCUCAACAUAAUGAGUCCCCGAGCCAGGGUGUGACAGUACCCCCCCCUAAAGGCGCGGACUGCGACCGCGCCUAAAUACGAGCAAAAACAGGGGGGGGCUGGGUGGGCAUUCCUCCUCGGCGGCGGCUCCGGCUCCGGGCUUGAUCCCCACUUCCUCUCCAACCCCCCAAAGUACCCCUGGUCCUGUCUAGCCCCGCUGGCCGGAGCCGGACUGACGACACGCGCCCCUGGCUUGGUGCGUGGAACAGGAACGGACCGGACCGGGCUGACGAUACACACCCCUGGCUUGGUGCGUGGAGCAGGAAUGGACCGGAAUGGGCUGGCGACGCGCACCACAGACUUGGUGCGGAGAGCAGGAACGAGCCGGACAGGGCUGACGAAACGCACCACAGACUUGGUGCGGGGAGCAGGAACAGGCCGGGCCGGGCUGGCGACGCGCACCACAGGUUUGGUGCGGGGAGCAGGAACAGGCCGGGCCGGGCUGGCGACGCGCACCACAGACUUGGUGCGGAGAGCAGGAACGGGCCGGACCGGGCUGGCGACGCGCACCACAGGUUUGGUGCGGGGAGCAGGAACAGGCCGGGCCGGGCUGGCGACGCGCACCACAGACUUGGUGCGGAGAGCAGGAACGGGCCGGACCGGGCUGGCGACGCGCACCACAGGUUUGGUGCAGGGAGCAGGAACAGGCCGGGCCGGGCUGGCGACGCGCACCAUAGGCUCGGUGCGGGAAGCAGGAACAGGCCGGGCCGGGCUGACGACACGCACCACAGGCUCGAUGCGAGGAACAGGAACAGGCCGGACCGUACUGGGGACACACACCACUGGCCCUACGCAGGGAUCAGGAACGGGCCGGACCGGACUGGUAACACACCCCAGUACCUCUCGCCGUGCCUCCACACUUUCCCUCUCCUCUGUGACCAGUGGCCCCCUUAACCUGGCGGCCUCCUCUUCACACCCGCUGGACCGCUACCUCGCGGCCUCCUGCUGCCCCGUCGUCCACGUCGUGAGCCCCCCCCCCUAAAAAUGUUCUGGGGGUCUCUCCUCCCCGUGGGCCAGGCCUCCAUCGUUCUCGCCCACCUCUCGCUCCUCUGUCUCCAACCCUCGUCACUCAGCUCCUCAAUGGGCUUGACCCAGUCGAAGCUCUUGAUCCAUUGCUCCAUAGACCAGCCUCUCUUCUCUUCACUUAGCGGGGCCCAGCCGAAACUCCUACUCCACUGAUCCCAGGUCCUUCCUCUCUCCUCCUCACGCUGCUUGGUCUGGUACUGGUGGGAUUUUCUGUCACGAUCGUCUAAUGAGGGAGACCAAGGCGCAGCGUUGCGAGUGAACAUAUUCUAUUUAUUAAAUGCUCACACGAACAAAACAAUAAACAACGAAUGCGUGACGUCUAUGGUACAACACGAACACACACGAACAAAAUCCCACAACCCGAAAGAAAAACAGACAGAAUAAAUAUGGCUCCCAAUCAGAGACAACCAGCCGACAGCUGACACUCGUUGCCUCUGAUUGGGAGUCACACCGGCAAACAUAGAAAAUAGACAACCUAGAACACCCACCAAAGAAACAGAAAACAUAGAAUGAACACACCCUGGCUCAACAUAAUGAGUCCCCGAGCCAGGGUGUGACAAUAACCACUUUACAAUAUGUUUAUUUUAAUUUUUUUGGGAUGGGGUGGGGUAAGGGGGGGUAGAAGGAUUACUUUAUCCUAUCCCAGGAAUUCCUUAAAGAGGUGGGGUUUCAAGUGUCUCCGGAAGGUGGUGAGUGACUCCGCUGUCCUGGCGUCGUGAGGGAGCUUGUUCCACCAUUGGGGUGCCAGAGCAGCGAACAGUUUUGACUGGGCUGAGCGGGAACUGUGCUUCCGCAGAGGUAGGGGGGCCAGCAGGCCAGAGGUGGAUGAACGCAAUGCCCUCGUUUGGGUGUAGGGACUGAUCAGAGCCUGAAGGUACGGAGGUGCCGUUCCCCUCACAGCUCCGUAGGCAAGCACCAUGGUUUGUAGCAGAUGCAAGCUUCAACUGGAAGCCAGUGGAGUGUGCGGAGGAGCGGGGUGACGUGAUAGAACUUGGGAAGGUUGAACACCAGACGGGCUGCGGCAUUCUGGAUGAGUUGUAGGGGUUUAAUGGCACAGGCAGGGAGCCCAGCCAACAGCGAGUUGCAGUAAUCCAGACGGGAGAUGACAAGUGCCUGGAUUAGGACAUGUGCCGCUUCCUGUGUAAGGCAGGGUCGUACUCUCCGAAUGUUGUAGAGCAUGAACCUACAGGAUCGGGUCACCGCCUUGAUGUUAGCGGAGAACGACAGGGUGUUGUCCAGGGUCACGCCAAGGCUCUUCGCACUCUGGGAGGAGGACACAACGGAGUUGUCAACCGUGAUGGCGAGAUCAUGGAACAGGCAGUCCUUCCCCGGGAGGAAGAGCAGCUCCGUCUUGCCGAGGUUCAGCUUGAGGUGGUGAUCCGACAUCCACACUGAUAUGUCUGUCAGACAUGCAGAAGAUUAGUUGUGUGUCGUCUGCAUAACACCUUUGGGAUGAAUUGGAAUGCCAACUGCAAGCCAGGCCUAAUCGCCCAACAUCAGUGCCCGACCUCACUAAUGCUCUUGUGGCUGAAUGGAAGCAAGUCCCCUCAGCAAUGUUCCAACAUCUAGUGGAAAGCCUUCCCAGAGGAGUGGAGGCUGUUAUAGCAGCAAAGGAGGGGACCAACUUCAUAUUAAUGCCCAUGAUUUUGGAAUGAGAUGUUCGACGAACAGGUAUCCACAUACUUUUGGUUGAAUCAGGAGGAUACCAUUAUGGUCAGAUUUGCCAAAUGUAGGGUGAGGGAGAGCCCUGUAUGCGUUGCUAUGAUUGGAGGAAAGGUGAUCUAGAGUUUUGUUUGCGUUUCUAUGAUUGGAGGAAAGGUGAUCUAGAGUUUUGGUUGCGUUUCUAUGAUUGGAGGAAAGGUGAUCUAGAGUUUUGUUUGCGUUUCUAUGAUUGGAGGAAAGGUGAUCUAGAGCCCUGUAUGCGUCUCUAUGAUUGGAGGAAAGGUGAUCUAGAGCCCUGUAUGCGUUGCUGUGAUUGGAGUAAAGGUGAUCUAGAGUUUUGUUUGCGUCUCUAUGAUUGGAGUAAAGGUGAUCUAGAGUUUUGUUGCCUCUUGUUGCACAGGUGACAUCCUAAAAUUAGGUUAAAUGGAUUUCAGAGUCCCUGCAUUAAAAUCACCGGCCACGAGAAGCGUCUCGAUGUGCAUUUUCUUCUUUGCUUAUGGCCUUAUACAGCUCGUUGAGUGCGGUCUUAGUGCCAGCAGGGUUUGUGGUGGUAAAUAGACAGCUACGAAAAUAUAGAUGAAAACUCUCUUGGUGAAAUAGUGGGUCUACAGGUCUACAGCUUUAAUGAGGUAUUCUACCUCAGGCGAGCAAAACCUCGAGACUUCCUAAACAUCAGAGAUUGCGCACCAGCUGCUGUAAACAGAGACAUACACCUCCCCCUACUCUUCCUCCCAUACACCUCCCCCUACUCUUCCUCGAGGCUGACAUCCUGUCUAGACGGUGCAUAGAGAAACCCUUGAAAUAUACAAUAUAUUAUCCAUGUCCACGUUCAGCCAAGACUCCGAGAAACAAAGGAUAUUACGAGGUUAGCAUUCGCUGUUCUGAUGUCCAGAAGCCGUUUUUGGUCAUAGGACGCGAUGGUGGAGACGUUAUGUACAAAAUAAUAGAAAUAGAAAAUAGCAGAAUUGGACAUGAGUACGUAAAACAGCCACUGCAGCACAAUUACCUUUUAGUCAAUUAGCGACUUACAGGAGCAAUUAGGGUUAGUGCCUUGCUCAAGGGCACAUCAACAGAUUUGUCACCUAGUCGGCUCUAGGAUUCGAACCAGCGACCGUUCGGUCACUGUCCCAACGCUCAUAACCGCUAGGCUACAGCCGCCAUCUCAUCACAUCAAUGGGCAAUGUUUGAGCAAUGUCAAUUGAAAGUCACAUAAAAGUGCAUCAUAUAAACUGCGUUUUGGUUUGAAGGGUACAAGAUGCUUGAAUGAUUUCAUCAAAGAGAUAAAAAAUGAAUCUCUCUUCUGUUCUCCAUCCUCCAGGUGGGUUUUGACCCCCACCAUCACAUGAGGGUCCCUGGUCUUCCUCCCAACCUCUCUGGAGGAAAACAGUACGUCUCCUUUUUAAUUUUGAUUCACUAGAUCAGAAUCUAAAAUAAACCAACAUUAAAAUAACUCUUCAUCACCACUCCUCCUCUCAGAGCCUAUUCCUUCCACGUGAGCACUGACGGCCAGAUGCAGCCGGUGCCGUUCCCUCCGGACGCCCUGAUAGGCCCGGGCAUCCCGCGUCACGCCCGUCAGAUCAACACGCUGAGCCACGGCGAGGUGGUGUGUGCUGUCACCAUCUCCAACCCCACCAGACAUGUCUACACAGGAGGGAAGGGCUGUGUCAAGAUCUGGGAUAUCAGCCAGCCGGGCAGCAAGAGCCCCGUCUCUCAGCUGGACUGUCUGGUGAGGAUACUAUACAGGUCACCUGGGAGGGGGGGAGGUAGAUGGAGGGUGGGGGGGGGGGGGGGAGGGGGAGGGGGGGGGGGGAGGGAAUGGGAGGGGAGGGCGGAGGGAGGGAGGGAGGGGAGGGGGGGGAGGGGGGGAGGUAGAUGGAGGGAGGUAUUGAGGGAGGGAGGGAGGGUAGGGAGGUAGAGGGGAGGGAUGGGGGGGGGGGGGAGGUGGGUAGAGGGAGGGAGGGAGGUAAAAGGGGAGGGAAGGAGGGAGGAGGGGGAGGGAGGGAGGAGGGAAUGAGAUGGAUGGAGUUAGGGUGAUGGAUGUUAGGGGGAGGGAGGGAUCCCUGUCUCUCAGCUGGACUGGCCGGUGGGUUGAGGCUACUAUACAGGUCACCUGGGGGGGGUAAGGUAAUGGACUUAACUAUAUACUGUUUAAUAUAACCUUUGAGAACUAGAUUGUCGAGAAGAAUUUAAAAUUAAACAAUUAAUUUAUUAAUAUUGAUUUUGUUAUUGUGUUUGAGCAGAAUAACACUGCAUUAGCCAUGGCAAAAAAUGCAUAGAAUUAAGCUUUAAAACUGCAAACAUUUUCUCUCAGGCUCCAUGAAUAUGUAGAGGGAGUGGGAGGGAUGGGUAGGGGGGGGAGGGAGGGAGGCUGGUUAGAGCGGGGUGGUGGAGGGGGAGGGAGGGGAGGUAGGGGGGGUAGGAGGGAGGAGAGGGAGAGGGGGGGAGGGAGGGAGGGAGGGGGAGGGAGGGAGAGGGAGGGAGGGAGAGGAGGGGGGGAGGGUAAAGGGGGGGAGGGGAGAGGGAGGUAGGGGGAGGAGAGGGGGAGGGGGAGGGAGGGAGGGAGGGAGGGAGGGAGGUAGGGGGAGGGAGGGAGGGAGGGGGGCAGGGAGGGAGGGGAGGAGGGGGUAGGGGGAGGGGGGGGAGGAGGGAGGGAGGGAGGGAGGGAGGGAGGGAGGGAGGGAGGGGGGGGAGGGAGGGGAGAGGGAGGUAGGGAGGGAGGGGGGAAGGAGAGGGGGGUAGAUGGAGGGAGGGGGAGAGGGAGGGAGGUAGAGGGAGGGAGGGGAGGGAGGGGGGAGGGAGGGAGGGUAGAGGGAGGGAGGGAGGGAGGGAGGGGGGGAGGGGGAGGGAGGGAGGGAGGGUGGGGAGGGGGGGAGGGAGAGGAGAGGAGGGAGAUGGGGGAGGGGAAAGGGACAGGGAGGGAGGGGAGAGGGAGGUAGGGGAGGGAGGGGGGAGAGGGAGGGAGGGAGGUGAGGGAGGAGGGGGAGGGAGGGAGGGAGGUAGAGGGGAGGGGGAGGGAGGGGGUAGAGGAAGGGAGGGAGGGAGGGAGGGGGGGAGGGAAGGGGGAGGGAGGGAGGUAGAGGGAGGGGAGGGAGGGGGAGGGAGGGGGGAGAGGGGGGGGGAGGUCAGGGAGGGGGGGAGGGGAGGUGAUGGGGGGAGGGGGGAGAGGGAGGUAGAUGGAGGGGGGGGGAGAGGGAGGGAUGGAGGGAGGGGGGAGAGGGAGGUAGAUGGGGGGAGGUAGAGGGGAGUGAGGGAGGGAGGGAGGGAGGGAGGGAGGGGGGAAAGGGGGGGAGGAGGAGGUAGAUACGUGCUUCCCUAAAGUUUUUUCCCGGGUGGUGUGUUGGCCCACCCCAAAAAUAGUCCCAGUUGUGUUUUUAAAAAGGGUUUGUAUAGGGAAACCCGUUGUGUUUAUAAUAGAGGUUUUUUUGGACAUCCUGUUGUUUUAUAAAGAGGUUAUGAUAGGACUUCCCGUUGUGUUUAAAAAGAGGUUUUAAGGACAUCCUGUUGGUUUUAAUAGAGGUUUGUAUAGGGCAUCCGUUGUGUUUAUAAUAGAGGGUUUUGUUUUAGGACAUCCUGUUGUGUUUUUAAAGAGGUUUGUAUAGGACAUCUGUUGGUUUUAAAAGUGGUUUUGUUAAAGGAAUCCUGUUGGUUUUUAAUAGAGGUUUUGUAUGGACAUCCCGGUGUUUAAUAGAGGUUUUGUUGGACUCCCCCGUUUUGUUUUAAUGUGGUUUUGUAUAGGAAUCCUGUUUUGGUUUAUAAAUUGGUUUUAUAAAGUGGAAAAAUUUUAGUUGGGGCCCUUUUGUUUUUAAAAAGGGGAUUAUGGACAUCCUGUUUUGGUUUUUAAAGUGGUUAUGUAUAGGACACCCGUUUGUUUAUAAUAGAGGUAGUAUAGGACAUCCGUUGUGUUUUAAUGGGUUUGUUUUGAAUCCUGUGUUUAUAAUAGAGGUUUAGUAAGGGAAACCGUUUUGUUUAUAAUAGGGUUUUGUAUAGGACAUCCUGUGUUUUAUAAUAGGGUUUGUAAGGACAUCCUGUUGUGUUUUAAAAGGGUUUGUAUAGGACACCGUUGUGUUUAUAAUAGGGUUUUGUAUUUGGACUCCUGUGGUUUAAUGUGGUUUUUGAAGGCAUCCGUUUUGGGUUUAAAAAGGGUUUGUAUAGGAACUGUGUGUUUAAAUAGGGUUAUGUAUAGGACUCUGUUUUUUUUUAAAUAGAGGUUAGUAUGGACUCUGUUGUUUUUAAUAGAGGUAUGAUAGGAAACUGUUGUGUUUUAAUAGAGGUUAGUAUAGGGACAUCCUGUUUUUUUAAUAGAGGUUAUGUAUAGGACAUCCGUUGUGUUUAUAAUAGAGGAUGUAAGGAAACCGUUGUGUUUAUAAUAGAGGUUAUGUAUAGGAAUUCUGUUGGGUUUUUGGGGUUUAUAAAAUUUUUUUUUUAAAAGGGGGUUUUUAUGGCAUCCCGUUUGGUUUUUUAAUAAGGGGUUGUAUAGGAAUCCCGUUGUGUUAAUAGGGUUGUAAGGAAUCCCGUUGUUUUAUAAUAGUGGUUAUGUUAGGACUCCGUUGUGUUUUUAAUAGAGGUUUUUGUAUAGGAAUCCGUUGUGUUUUUAAAGAGGUUUUUUAAGGGGCCCUGUUGUGUUUAUAAAAGGGUUAUGAUAGGAAAUCUGUUGGUUUAAAUGAGGUAAAGGAAAUCCCGUUGUGUUUAAAUAGGGUUAUGAUAGGAAUCCGUUUUGUUAAAAAGGGUUUGUAUAGGGAAACGUUGUGUUUUUUUAAUAGGGUUUUGUAAGGAACCUGUUGUUUUUUUAAUGGGUUUUGUAUAGGAACCCGUUGUGUUAUAUAGGGUAUUUAUAGGAAUCCGUUUUGUUUUUUAAAAGGGUUUUUGUUUUGGAAUUGUUGUGUUUUUAAAAGAGGUUUUUGUAUAGGACAUCCUGUUGUGUUUUUUAAAAAGGGUUUUGUUAGGACAUCCCGUUUUGUUUUUAAAGGGUUUUUUAUAGGAAUCCUGUUUUUGGUUUUUAAAAAGAGGUUUUGGGAUAGGACAUCCUGUUGGUUAUAAUAGGGUUUUUGUAUAGGUCCCGGUUUGUUUAUAAUAGAGGUUAGGGAUAGGACUCCCGUUGUGUUUAUAAUAGGGUUAGUAUAGGACAUUGUUGUGUUUAUAAUAGAGGUAGUAUAGGAAUCGUUUUGGGUUUUUAAUAGAAAGGGUUUGUAUAGGAAAUUUUGUGUUUAUAAUAGAGGUUAUGUAAGGACAUCCGGGUUUUGUUUAUAAUAGGGUUAUGUAUAGGCUCCUGUUGUUUUAUAAAAGGGUUAUGUAUAGGAAUUGUUUUUGUUUUUAAAAAGGUUUUGUAUAGGACAUCCUGUGUGUUUAUAAAAGAGGUUUUGUAUAGGCAUCCCCGUUUUGGUUAUAAUAGGGUUGAUAGGGGAAAAAACCCGUUUGGUUUAUAAUAGGGUUUUGUAAGGGCAUCCUGUUGUGUUUAAAUGAGGUUUUGUAAGGAAUCCUGGUGUUUUAAAAGAGGUAUGUAUAGGCAUCCCGUUGGUUUAUAAUAGGGUUAGUUAGGACAUCUGUUGUGUUUAUAAUAGGGUUUUGUAGGGAAAUUUUUUGUUUAUAAUAGGGUUUUGUAUAGGACAUCCUGUUUUGUUUUUAAUGAGGUUUGUUUGGGGAAACCUGUUGUGUUUUAAAUAAGGGGUUUGUAAGGACAUCCGUUUUGUUUAUAAAGGGUUUGAUAGGACAUCCUGUUGUGUUUAUAAUAGAGGUUAGUAUAGGACUCCCGUGUGUUUAUAAUAGGGGUUUGAUAGGAAUCCGUUUUGUUUAAAUAGAGGUUUGUAUAGGAACCUGUUUUGUUUAUAAUAGAGGUAUGUAUAGGACUCCUGUUGUGUUUUUAAAAGGGUUAGUAUAGGGCAUCCCGGGUUUUGUUUUUUAAAAAGAGGUUUUGUAUAGGACAUCCCGUUGUGUUAAAUAGAGGUUUGUAGGGGCACCUGUUUUUGGGUUUUAAUAGAGGUUAUGUAUAGGAAUCUGUUUUGUUUAAAUAGGGUUAGUAAGGAAUCCGUUUUGUUUAUAAUAGAGGUUUGUAUAGGACAUCUGUUGUGUUUUUAAUGAGGUUUUGUAAGGACUCUGUGUGUUUAUAAUAGGGUUAUGUUGGACUCCUGUUGUGUUUAUAAUAGAGGUUAUGUAUAGGACAUCCUGUUGUGUUUAUAAUAGAGGUUAUGUAUAGGACAUCCUGUUGUGUUUAUAAUAGAGGUUAUGUAUAGGACAUCCUGUUGUGUUUAUAAUAGAGGUUAUGUAUAGGACAUCCUGUUGUGUUUAUAAUAGAGGUUAUGUAUAGUAUAUGCUUGUGUGUAUCUGAACACAAAUAACAAUAACCCUCUUUGUGCGUGUUUGUGUGUGUGUGUCCAUGCCUGUGUGUGUCUAUCAGAACAGAGACAACUACAUCCGUUCAUGCCGACUGCUGCAUGACGGGCGGACUCUGAUCAUAGGGGGCGAGGCCUCCACUCUUUCAAUCUGGGACCUAGCCUCACCCACCCCGCGUAUCAAGGCGGAGCUAACGUCCUCCGCCCCGGCCUGCUACGCCCUCGCCAUCUCCCCCGACGCCAAGGUCUGCUUCUCCUGCUGUAGCGACGGGAACAUCGCCGUCUGGGACCUCCACAACCAGACAUUGGUCAGGUAGGGUCUGUCCCGGUUUUUCUGGGUCAGUGGUAUUGAUGGACCUCCACAACCAGACAUGGGUCAGGUAGGGUCUGUCCCGGUUUUUCUGGGUCAGUGGUAUUGACGGACCUCCACAACCAGACAUGGGUCAGGUAGGGUCUUGUCCCGGUUUUUUCUGGGUCAGUGGUAUUGACGGACCUCCACAAACCAGACAUGGGUCAGGUAGGGUCUGUCCCGGUUUUUCGGGUCAGUGGUAUUGACGGACCUCCACAACCAGACAUGGGUCAGGUAGGGUCUGUCCCGGUUUUUCUGGGUCAGUGGUAUUGACGGACCUCCACAACCAGACAUGGGUCAGGUAGGGUCUGUCCCGGUUUUUCUGGGUCAGUGGUAUUGACGGACCUCCACAACCAGACAUGGGUCAGGUAGGGUCUGUCCCGGUUUUUCUGGGUCAGUGGUAUUGACGGACCUCCACAACCAGACAUGGGUCAGGUAGGGUCUGGUGUUGACGGUGCUUCUUGACUUCCAUUGAUUUGUGAUUGUUAUAUUACUUCCAUAUUGAUUGUGUGUUUUUACAGUACUGAUGUGUUACUGUGUGUCAUUGUGUGUUUUUUUCUUGUUUUUUUUAGGGUGUAGAUCAGCUUUAAUAUUGCAGAUAGAUUGUAACUUCCAUCAAUGUAAUUGUCUGCAUCACUUCCAAUCCCCAAAAAUUUUUUCUCGCUAAUAUAUAUAUAUAUAUAUAUAUACUCCACAAAUGUCUUGUUAACAAACUAUAGUUUUGGCACAUUGGUUAGGACAUCUACUUUGUGCAUGACACAAGUAAUUUUUCCAACAAUUGUUUACAGACCGAUUAUUUCACUUAUAAUUCACUGUAUCACAAUUCCAGUGGGUCAGAAGUUUACAUAAACUAAGUUGACUGUGCCUUUAAACAGCUUGGAAAAUUCCAAAAAUGAUGUCAUGGCUUUAGAAGCUUCUGAUAGGCUAAUUGACAUCAUUUGAGUCAAUUGGAGGUGUACCUGUGGAUGUAUUUCAAGGCCUACCUUCAAACUCAGUGCCUCUUUGCUUGACAUCAUGGGAAAAUCGAAAGAAAUCAGCCAAGACCUCAGAAAAAUAAUUGUAGACCUCCACAAGUCUGGUUAAUUCUUGGGAGCAAUUUCCAAACGCCUGAAGGUACCACGUUCAUCUGUACAAACAAUAGUACGCAAGUAUAAACACCAUGGGACCACGCAGCUGUCAUACCGCUCAGGAAGGAGACACGUUCUGUCUCCUAGAGAUGAAUGUACUUUGGUGCGAAAAGUGCAAAUCAAUCCCAGAACAACAGCAAAGGACCUUAUGAAGAUGCUGGAGGAAACAGGUACAAAAGUAUCUAUAUCCACAGUAAAACGAGUCCUAUAUCGACAUAACCUGAAAGGCCGAUCAGCAAGGAAGAAGUCACUGCUACAAAACCGCCAUAAAAAAGCCAGACUACAGUUUGCAACUGCACAUGGAGACAAAGAUCGUACUUUUUGGAGAAAUGUCCUCUAGUCUGAUGAAACAAAAAUAAAACUGUUUGGCCAUAAUGACCAUCGUUAUGUUUGGAGGAAAAAGGGGGUCACCUGCAAGCCGAAGAACACCUUCCCAACCGUGAAGCACGGGGGUGGCAGCAUCAUGCUGUGGGGGUGCUUUGCUGCAGGAGGGGCUGGUGCACUUCACAAAAUAGAUGGCAUCAUAAGGAAGGAAAACUACGUGUAUAUAUUGAAGCAACAGCUCAAGACAUCAGUCAGGAAGUUUUUUUUAAAUGUUUUAUAUUUCAGAUAGAUUGUAACUUCCAUCAAUGUAAUUGUCUCCAUCACUUCCAAUCCCCCAUAUGUUUUUUUCUCGCAUAUAUAUAUAUAUAUACAGUGGGGGAAAAAAUAUUUAGUCAGCCACCAAUUGUGCAAGUUCUCCCACUUAAAAAGAUGAGAGAGGCCUGUAAUUUUCAUCAUAGGUACACGUCAACUAUGACAGACAAAUUGAGGAAAAAAAAUCCAGAAAAUCACAUUGUAGGAUUUUUAAUGAAUUUAUUUGCAAAUUAUGGUGGAAAAUAAGCCUCUCUCAUCUUUUUAAGUGGGAGAACUUGCACAAUUGGUGGCUGACUAAAUACUUUUUUCCCCACUGUAUGUAAUAUAGUACAUUUAUCAUAAUUUGGUUGUAAUCCAGAGAGGUUAGAAAAUGUAUCUAGAUCCUCUAUGAGGCUGUGGAGGGAUUCAAGUUGUGGAUUUAAAAGAAAACAUGAAUCAUCAGCGUACAAUGACACCUUUGUUUUUAAGCCCUGGAUUUCUAAUCCCUUGAUAUUAUUGUUGGAUCUGAUUUUAAUAGCUAACAUCUCGACGGCAAUAAUAAAUAGAUAUGCCGAUAGUGGACAACCUUGUUUCACUCCUCUUGACAGUUUAAAACUUUCUGAGAAAUAGCCAUUAUUUAUUAUUUUAUACCUAGGGUCACUAUACAUGAUUUUAACCCAAUUUAUAAGAGAUUGUCCAAAAUUGAAAUGCUCCAGGCAUUUAUAUAUAAACCCCAGUCGUACUUUAUCAAAUGCCUUUUCGAAGUCUGCUAUGAAUAGCAGGCCUGGUUUCCCAGAUUUUCCAUAGUGUUCUAUUGUUUCCAGUACUUGCCUUAUAUUAUCUCCAAUGUAUCGCCCAUGUAAAAAACCUGUCUGAUUAGAAUGAAUAAUGUCCGACAAUACCUUUUUAAUUCUAUGCGCUAUACAUUUUGCUAGAAUUUUUGCAUCACAACACUGAAGUGUAAGGGGCCUCCAAUUUAUUUAAUAGACUGGAUCUUUAUAUUUUCCACUUGUAUCCUGUUUCAGUAAUAAUGAGAUCUUCUUCUUGAGUGUCAGAUAAUCUACCAUUUACAUAGGAGUGGUUAAAACAUGCUAAUAACGGUCCUCUUAGUAUAUCAAAAAAGGUUUGGUAUACCUCGAUUGGUAUGCCAUCCAACCCUGGAGUUUUCCCGGACUUAAAGUCUUUAAUUGCAUCCAGAAGUUCCUCCUCUGUAAUUUCACCUUCACAUGAGUCUUUCUGUAUGGCUGUUAAUUUUACAUUAUCAAUAGAAAAACAAUUUGCUUCAGUUAGAGGAGAUGGAGGCGACUGAAACGAAAACAUAUGCUUAAAGUACUUUGUUUCCUCCUUCAAAAUAUAAUUUGAUGAAUCAUGGGUGACUCCGUCAUUUGUAACCAGUUUCAAUAAAUUAUUUUGGUAGCAUUCCUAUGUUGAAGAUUAAAAAAAGAAUUUGGUGCAUUUUUCCCCAUAUUCCAUCCAGUUUGCUUUAUUUUUUAUAAUAUAUUACACAGAUCUUUCUUGAAUAAGUUUCUCAAUUUCUUUUAGUUUUUCCUCUAAUUUAUUCUGAGCCUCUAUGGUACAGUUUUUUUGCUAUCUAUCUGUUCUGUUAGACCUUCUAUUUCCUUUGUUAGUAUGGACUCUUUUGACCUAAAUUGCUUUUGUUUUCGAGAUGAGUCCUGAAUUGCAUGGCCUCUAAAGGCACAUUUAAAGGUGUCCCAUACAAUAAGGGGUUUGCUGUGCCUAUGUUAUGUUGGAAAAAAUCAGUAAUAAAUUCCUCUGUCCUAGUUAAAAACAAGUUAUCAUCCAAUAGGCUUUGAUUAAAUUUCCAAUAUCCUCGCCCACGUGGAAAUUCAGUAAGAGUAAUGUAUAUGCCAAUUUAAUGAUGGUCCGACCGCAUUCUGUCCCCUAUCAACACUUUUUUAACUUUUGGUGCCAACGACAAUGGCAUAAGAAAUAAGUCAAGACGACUAUAUUUUACAUUUACAUUUUAGUCUUAUCCAGAGUGACUUACAGUUAGUGAGUGCAUACAUUUUCAUACAUUCGCCAGACACCGUCCAUUUGAUCGUUCAAAACCACAACACUCAAAUCAAUCAAUUGAUAAAUCCAUCAAUCGUCCAAUUAAUGAGUCUCAGAAGCACACUUUGGCUGAAUUCAAUCAACCCGCAUUGCAGUAUUUACUCAGUACCAUAUCUUCAGAGGAACAGGCUUCUCUGCGGUCCAGUAUUAGGAUUAAAUGUCAGGAAUUGUGAAAAACUGAGUUUAAAUGUAUUUGGCUAAGGUGUAUGUAAACUUCCGACUUCAACUGUACACCUUAGCCAAAAUGUGUUUUACUGUGUGUUGUGUUAUUGUGUGUUACUGUGUGUUGUUAUUGUGUUAUUGUGUGUUACUGUGUGUUGUUAUUGUGUUAUUGUGUGUUACUGUGUUGUUAUUGUGUUAUUGUGUGUUACUGUGUUGUUAUUGUGUGUUAUUGUGUGUUGUGUUACUGUGUGUUGUGUUACUGUGUGUUACUGUGUGUUAUUGUGUGUUAUUAUUGUGUGUUACUGUGUGUGUAGGCAGUUCCAGGGCCAUACGGACGGGGCUAGCUGUAUAGAUAUCUCUCACGAUGGGACCAAGCUGUGGACAGGAGGUCUGGACAACACGGUGCGCUCCUGGGACCUGAGAGAGGGACGCCAGCUACGUCAGCAUGACUUCAGCUCACAGGUACACACACACACACUACACACACACACAGUCCCCCUGACUCUCCAACACUUUCACACUCACUACCUGUUUUUAAUGUGGGUGUUGUGCGUGUCCUCCCCUCCAGAUCUUCUCUCUGGGGUACUGUCCUACAGGGGAGUGGUUAGCUGUAGGGAUGGAGAACAGUAACGUCGAGGUUCUACACGUUACCAAGCCAGAAAAAUACCAGCUACACCUUCAUGAGAGCUGUGUCCUCUCCCUCAGGUUCGCUCACUGUGGUACGUACGGGCUGUCUGGCUGCCUAUCUGUCUGGCUGCCUGCCUGUCUGCCUGCCUGUCUGUCUGCCUGUCUGCCUGUCUGGCUGCCUGCCUGUCUGUCUGUCUGUCUGUCUGUCUGUCUGUCUGUCUGUCUGUCUGGCUGCCUGCCUGCCUAUCUGUCUGGCUGCCUAUCUGCCUGGCUGCCUGCCUGUCUGCCUGCCUGUCUGUCUGCCUGUCUGCCUGUCUGGCUGCCUGCCUGUCUGUCUGUCUGUCUGUCUGUCUGUCUGUCUGUCUGUCUGCCUGUCUGUCUGGCUGCCUGCCUAUCUGUCUGGCUGCCUAUCUGUCUGGCUGCCUGCCUGUCUGGCUGUCUGUUUGUCUGCCUGCCUGCCUGUCUGUCUGCCUGUCUGGCUGCCUGCCUGUCUGUCUGUCUGCCUGCCUGUCUGGCUGCCUGCCUGUCUGUCUGUCUGUCUGUCUGUCUGUCUGUCUGUCUGUCUGGCUGGCUGUCUGCCUGUCUGCCUAUCUGCCUGUCUGGCUGCCUGCCUGUCUGUCUGUCUGUCUGUCUGUCUGGCUGUCUGGCUGUCUGCCUGUCUGCCUGUCUGGCUGUCUGUCUGCCUGUCUGGCUGGCUGUCUGCCUGUCUGCCUGUCUGCCUGUCUGCCUGUCUGUCUGUCUGGCUGUCUGCGCAUCUGUCUGCCCAUUCGUCUGUUUUGUCUCUAUUCAAGAGUGUGUUUCUGGCCAGAAACGUAUUGUGUUUGACGUAUUGCCAUAGAAAUGUAUUGUGUUUGAUGUAUUGCCAUAGAAACGAAUUGUGUUUGAUGUAUUGCCAUAGAAACGUAUUGUGUUUGACGUAUUGCCAUAGAAACGUAUUGUGUUUGAUGUAUUGCCAUAGAAACGUAUUGUGUUUGAUGUAUUGCCAUAGAAACGUAUUGUAUUUGAUGUGUUGCCAUAGAAACGUAUUGUGUUUGAUGUAUUGCCAUAGAAAUGUAUUGUUUGAUGUUUGCCAUAGAAACGUAUUGUGUUUGACGUAUUGCCAUAGAAACGUAUUGUGUUUGACGUAUUGCCAUAGAAACGAAUUGUGUUUGAUGUAUUGCCAUAGAAACGUAUUGUGUUUGACGUAUUGCCAUAGAAACGUAUUGUGUUUGACGUAUUGCCAUAGAAACGUAGUGUUUGACGUAUUGCCAUAGAAACGUAUUGUGUUUGACGUAUUGCCAUAGAAACGUAUUGUGUUUGAUGUAUUGCCAUAGAAACGUAUUGUGUUUGAAUCUGAUUCCUGAUUGUGAUGGUCUUGUCUCAUCUCUCUCUGUAGGUAAAUGGUUUGUGAGCACCGGGAAAGACAACCUGCUGAAUGCAUGGAGAACACCUUACGGAGCCAGCAUAUUCCAGGUGAAUAGUUCACACUGGUUGUAUGAGGACUGACAUCAGUUCUGAUACCGGUUGUAUGAUGACUGACAUCAGUUUUGAUACAAAAGGAUUUCUGGAUGGUGGCUUUUUCAGAAAGGGAAAAGGCGGUACAGACCCCCCCCCCCAAAAAAAAACCCCCCCCGCCCCCCCCCCCCCCCCGGGGGGUCCCCCCCCCCCCCCAACCCCCUUCCCUUCUCUCCCUCCUUCUCCCCCCCCCCUCCUCCCUCUCCCCCCCCUCUCUACCCUCCUCCCUCCACUUCCCCCCCCCCCCUCUUCCAUCCCCCCACCCUCUCUCCAUCCCCCUUCUCUCUCCGUCCACUUCUCCCCCCACCCCCCCCCCCCUCUCUCUCUCUCUCCAGUCCAAGGAGUCAUCCUCAGUGCUAAGCUGUGACAUCUCUGGGGAUGACAAGUACAUUGUGACUGGCUCUGGAGACAAGAAGGCCACCGUCUAUGAGGUCAUCUACUAG
Messenger RNA from Coregonus sp. 'balchen', 17454 nucleotides. The record is from the annotation of a GenBank genome assembly. NCBI's taxonomy places the organism in Eukaryota, Metazoa, Chordata, Actinopteri, Salmoniformes, Salmonidae.